Myripristis murdjan (pinecone soldierfish) is the source of this 8258-nucleotide messenger RNA. RefSeq lists its product as uncharacterized. Gene Ontology annotation, cellular component: cell surface. The record is from RefSeq and is a predicted model, not a curated record. Lineage: Eukaryota; Metazoa; Chordata; Actinopteri; Holocentriformes; Holocentridae. The transcript is spliced from 65 exons. The coding region runs from base 150 to 8069 and encodes 2639 amino acids. Gene Ontology annotation, biological process: cell-matrix adhesion.
GACACGAGAGACAGACAGAGACAUAGUUCAGCAGUGGUACUUCACACUUUAUACACACAGCGUGAGAACUCCAGCUACACUCACCUCUGAAGAAGAUUAGUGAUUUCCCUUAGAGAGUCCACAGAUCCCAUGAUAGGGUUGGUCACAUCAUGACAUCAGGCCAACUCUUCCUUCUAGUUUACCUGUUGGCAAGCUGCUGGGUGACAUCAAGCACAGAGAGAAAUGAAACCUGUAUUGCCCAAGGUACCUGCCCUCAGGUCCCAGACCCGACCUCGCACUUCCUGCAGUGUGUGGGACUACCAUCGACAGACACAGGAAAAGACCACAUGCGGAGGCUGAAAGGAAUGAUUGACGCUUCGUUGGAUGUGUACACCUUCAUGAGGUCCAGCGUGGCAGGAGUGCCCAUUGUGAUCAUAGAGGGAGCAAUGGCACUCAACCCAGGCGCCGACCCUUUCCAGAACCAAGCGCUUGUUCACAUGUGGCUGGAGGUCAAGCUCAAACCACUGCUGAGAUCUAUCACCAAACAAUUCCUGUCCUGCCUGAGCUCCAAGAACUUCAGCUGUGACACCUACCAGACUGUGGUGAAGGAAUUGAGCCACCACUUCUCAGAGAUGGACCCAGUGAGACAAAAGUGGAUCUACACCUUCUUCAUGUACCCUUUCCUAUCUGGAGAGGGAGUAGCUGGCUGUGUAAGGCCACAGGAGAGCAGUGAGGAGUGGUUAAUACGGAAUUUUGGUUCCUUCAGAGCAAUGGCCCGUAUGAAGGACUUCUCAACACUCAACAUAGUCUUCAGUGGUCUGGAGGUUCUUCACCUGCUGUCCCCCGAGCAGAAGGCUGAGCUGCUGCUGAGGCCUGAGGUGGCAGGCUUGGAUAAUGGCACCCUAAGUCUUGUCUUCCACAGUUUGAUGACAGGCAGCCAAGGACCUCGCCCCACUGCGAUCCCUGGAGAGAGCCACGGCUGGACGAGCCCACACACCUAUCCUCCUGGAGAGAGUCAACCCUGGACUAACCCAGGAUACACACACACCUAUCCUCCUGGAGAGAGUCAACCCUGGACUAACCCAGGAUACACACACACCUAUCCUCCUGGACUCACACAUGACUCCUAUUUACCACCAUCUCCCCAACAUAGCCUCACAGAGGUUGUAAACGGGUUCAUGGGAGCAUUCAGACCUAUAGGAAGCUUUGUUAGGGAAUUUGUGUCCCUCACACACAAGAGGAAUGUAUCAGAAAUAAGAAGCACUACUCUGACCCAGGCCCUGCUCAACUGGACUCUAGCUGAGCUGGCCAGCAUCUACAAGCCACAUAAUGCAUCUGUCAUUCCAGAGGGGCAAGAGUUUGAUGUGACGAACGUGGAAGAUUGGUACCAGCGUAUUGUGAUGCCAGUCUUACGGAGGUUCUUGACAGAUGAGCAGGCCAUGAUGCAUCAAAACAUCACGCAGGCCUUCUACCAUGUAUUCUAUUUGGACUUUGGUAUGGACAAUGAGACAUCUGAAGUCCAGGACGUGUGUAGCAUCACCUUAGAGGAGAAAUCAUGCGGACUGACCAAUGCAAUAGAAAAUGUGGCCCAUGUCCUGCACUGCGCUGCCCGUAGCAACCUGACAAUGUCCGAAGAGACGAUAAUGAGACUGAUAAUGGAGCUGACACAACGUCUGAACUCACUGAUCCAGGAAUUCUCAACAGCGAACUUCAGUGAGGUGGUGGCGAACUUUAGGGAGGUGUUCGGGGAGUUGGACUCUCCGUCUCUGACCCGGGAGAAUCUGGAGGACCCGCAUUUCAUCAAGCAGUGGUUCCAGAUCAAGCUGCUGCCUUUACUGCCUGACGUACCGACAAGCCUUCUCUCCUGCCUCAGCACUAAGAACUUCACCUGCCCUGUUUACCAAACCCUAGUAGCAGCGCUGAGCAAACACAUGCAAGCCAUGGAUUCUGAUCUGAUGUACAGUCACAACAUCUAUGAGCACUUCAUCUUUUCCUUCUUGCAGCAUCACAACACCUCUGAUCCGCAGUGUAUCUCCUCAGCCAAUCACACUGCAGAAUGGCUGAGAAAGAACUUUGGUUUCUUCUCAAUGUUUGCCUCUGUCAAAGACUUCUAUAAACUCAACUCAAACUUCUCUGGACUGGAGGUCCUACACCUCCUGUCUCCAAAACAGAUUGCAGAGCUGCUGGUGUUGCCCCUUCACACACCAGCAGAAAAACAGGUCAUCAUCAACAGAGUGUUUGACUACCUGCUUGAGUCUCCAAAUGACAGGAGGUUUGUGGAGGCCCUGCGCCACCUGCUCCAGCUCGCUAAAGAGGUUAGGCCACCCUGCCAUGUCUACAAACUUAUUCUUGAGCGUUUGUACAGAGCUGUACCAGGUCUGCCCCUCGAGAUGGAGCCAGCCACCUGGGCCCACAUAAAUGGCCUGAUAAAUAUUGCACCAGUGGAAUGUGUCCCGGAGAAUAUUACGUGUGAAGUGACUCAGUUCAACGGAACUGCCAUCUGCCAUGGAGUCAGCAGCACCGAGUUACAGCAUCACUUGAACACAUCGGUCUCAAUGGCUGUUCCCUGUACUUUUACUCUGGAGACAUACGCAUGUGCACAGCUGGAGAACUUCACAGCCAAUCAUCUGGUGUCUCUUCUGAGUUGCAACCUGCCUGGAAACAGCAGCCGCUCUAAAAUGGUGUGGAAGAUGCUGCUCACUAAGCUGUCCUCUGUCUUGGACAGGGCUCUGGACAUCCUCGCCAGCAAGCCCAUGCCCAUGAUCGGCUCUUCAGCGCUUGAGGUUUUGGAUGUGAUUGGAGAGAUGAGAGUGUCAUUGCUGAGAGACGAGCAGCUGACGAACAGCAGCGUCAUCAGGAAGUGGUUCUCCGGCCGUCUGAGAGGCUUCUUGUCCUCUGCAUCAGGACGGUUCCUGCACUGUCUCAGCCGCAGGAACCUCAGCUGUCAUUCAUACCAGCAAAUACUCGAGGCAUUUCACCACCAGUUUGAUGACAUGGACCUACAGCAGCAGCAAUUGGUGUUGAGGAAGCUAAUCCUCCCUUUCCUGUCUCAGACGGGAUCAGACCCAGGCUGUGUGCAAAGCUCCAACAGCAGUGCGCACUGGCUACAGAGGAAUUUGGGGCGAUUUUCAGUAUUGCUGUCUGUCAGAGAUCUGCUGGACCUCAACCCAGGUUUCUCCCCUCUGAAGGUCCUUCAACUCCUGUCUCCAAAACAGACUGCAGAACUGCUGGUGUUGCCUAACUCUGUCCUUCCAGAGAAAGAGGUGGUCAUCAAUAUGUUGUUUGACUAUCUGACUGAGUCUCCAAAGGAAAGGAAAUUUUCCGAGUUCCUGUCCCACCUUGUCAUGUUCGCUCAAGAGGGAAAUAUUUCCUGUUCAUCAUACAAAAUACUUUUUACCAGAAUGGACGAGGCCAUGCCUGGCGUUCCUCUUGAUAUAGCAUCAGACAUCACCAACAGCAAGCUGGCCUUAUCUCAGCACAUACCACCAGGUUGCAUCUUAACCGAUGGAGACUGCAAUGUUACUCCAACAAAUGAAACCAUCACUUGUGUUGGAGUGAACAGUACACUGUUGCAGCACCACCUUGACAAUGGACAUAUGAAUGGACAUUUCUGUAACUUCAGCACUGAGGAAUAUGCUUGUGCUUCGUUGUCAGCAUUAACAGCAGAGGACUUGGCAGCAGUGUUGAAGUGCAACCGAUCGUCCAGCUCCAGCAGCUCCAAAGCCACUGUGAAACUCUUCCUCUCCAAAGCCUCAGUGGUGCUGGAUGCAGCUCUGGAUCUUCUUGCCAACAUGACAUUUGAUCCCAAGGACCCCACUGUGUCACUGGUCCUGGAUGCUAUCCAAGAAAUACGUCUGGACUCCUUCCCCGUGGCUAACUUCCAGGAUCCUGCCUUCAUCCAGCUGUGGUUCAACCACAGGCUCCGUCCUUUCCUGCCUGCUGUGUCCACCGACUUCCUGUCAUGCCUCAGCACUAAAAAUUUAAGCUGCAGCACCUACCAAGACAUUGUGCAGAUUUUGAGCAAACAUCAAUCAAACAUGGAGCUCUCCAGGCAGAUCCAGGUCUACACACGCUUUAUCAAGAUCUUCCUUACCAGGAAAAACACAACAGACCCGAGUUGCAGCUUACACACUCCAGACAGCGGAGAAUGGCUCGAGAAGAACUUUGGAGGUUUCUCUGUCCUUGUGACUUUCCAGGAACUACAGAUGCUGCACUCCAACUUUUCAGCGAUGGAAGCCUUGCCGCAGCUGACAGUGAGGCAGCUGGCAGAGGUGUCCUCCACACCAGGCCAGCUCACCUCUUCUGCUCAGGUUACUAUGGUGACAGACCAUGUCCCCGACAAGCUCCUGACAGUCUUCUUUGAUGACCUCUCCUCUGUGACCACGGGUCAUGAGGAGCUGUUGCCCUCUGAGGUGAGGUCAGCCAUGUUACAAGUUGUGUUUGAUCGUGCAAACCUCUCCAGUCCCUCAGUGGGUGAUCCAGUGGUUGUUGACUGGUUCCACAAUCGCCUGCGCCCCCUGUUGUUUCACCUGUCACCACAGCAUGUUGCACCGAUCUUCAGAAUAGUGCAAGGAAGGAACUGUAGUACUGAGCAGCAGGCAGUGGAGAUCCUUAAUUCAAUUCUCUCAGCACUGGGUGACGUUACACAGAAAGAAAUCCACAACCACAUCAUUCAGUCUCUCAAAGGACCAGUGCCUCUUCGUUGCUAUGGUGACAACUACAACCACAGUUUCUACGUUUUCCUGAAGCGCUCAUUCAUGGGAUUUCAGUUCCCCAACCUGAGCACCUUCCUGUCCCUCAUGCCAGACAACAACAUGCAUCAGCUGGUGAACUCGAUGCCUCCAUCAGAUCUGCGUGAUUUCCUCCAUCGCCAUGAUGUUGUCGAUGACGAUUCAAAGCUCUGCCUGCUCUACAACAACUAUGUUCUGACACCACGGUUCCUGGAAACUGAGCCUCUGCCAGAGGAGGUACAGCGGCCCACACUGCCUUGCGUCUGGCCCAUGGCUCUCAGCAGCACUGAGAGGUCAGAGGUCAACGCAUGGUUCGACCGAAGACUCCAACACUACUUGGUCUUCCUCACAAAGAAUCUGCUCACCUCCACUGCCACACACAACGCCUCCUGCCUGGCCUUCCAAAAGCUUGUUUCAGUUUUGGGCAAACACAACUACAGUGCUGCAGACUUCAUGGAGCGAGAUGUGUUCGACAUCAUCAAGGCCUAUCUUGCCUCAGGGACGGCACCAAAGUGUUACAAUGCCAACAACCCAGAACUGAACUCUACAGCCUGGUUCGCUGACUACAUAGGUCCCUUCAUGUACUUCCUCACUCUAGAGGACCUGAAUACAUUUGGCUCUGCAGAGGUGAUCCAAGUAUUUACAGUGAACCCUCUGAACAUCGCUCUGCUCAACCACACUGUCUUACCUCUCAACCUCACCAACUACUACACGGAGCUCAUAUAUCUGCAGAACAGCAACUUUAACCCUAUGCUUCUCCCUCUGUUGUGUCGGUGUGUCGCUCCGGGUCCAGCAUUCAGCCAGCUGACCGUAUCACAGAGUAUGGUGAUUCUGCACAACCUAACUACCCACUGCACAGACCUGGAUCCACAGAUCCCUGCUGCUCUGGCAGGUAACCUUGGCGACAACAUUAAUGCCGAGUCCAUUGCUGCUCUCGGCAGUGAAAGUGCUGGCAUGACCACAGGCCAGAUCAACAUGAUAAAGCCUGAAGACCUUGCCAACUCCCUCAACGUUCUUGGUGCUGUGAAUGACUGGAAUCAGGGUCAGGCCAUGGCCAUUGUCCAGUCCAUGUUGUCUUCAGGAGCGAUUCAGAUCAACAGCGCGACUACAUUGUUGACACUCGGCUCUCUUGUGAUGGGAGUUCCUGCAGCGACAUACAGCUCCAUGAGCGGCUCUGAGCUCCUUAGUGCCUCCACGAGUCAGAUAUUCCUGACACACAUGAUGUCUGCUCCUCAAAUCAUCCAGCAUACCUUGGUGACUCAGAUUAUAUCAGUGGACAACACCAGCGAGAAAGUCAUACAGAAUGUUCCAGAUGACUUAGCUACCGAGAUCCCUCGAUCUCUGCUGCUGGGCUUCUCUUCGUCUGAUGACUCUGUGAUCAAAAAGCUCAACAAGAAGAAAUGGAAACGUCAGCAGGCAGUGCUGUUCUUUGAUGUUGUGGCUGGGGAAGUUGCAACGGCAGGAUUGGGAAAUCCUAACAAUUUGUCAUCCUCUGUUCUGCAAGGGUUCACAUGCACCAAAGUAACAAGUUUACGCAAGGUGCACAUCAAGAACCUGAUCAAAGCCUGCCGGAGGAAAGGCAGGCAGAAGGUUAUACUGAAGGAGACUCAGUUGACCUGCAUGUACAACUACAUUAAAGGAGAAUCGGACGUCGCCAGUUACAGCCUCUAUCCUCCUGAUGUGCUGCUGUAUUAUGACUACUCUCUAGUGACACAGGUGGCCUGCAGAUCCUAUUUUGUAGAGCUUGCAGAUGCAGACUUCUCUGUCUUCUCCAGUGUCCUCAGCUACAAGCGUGCAACACUUUUUGCCAAUGCCAGAAGCUGUCUUGGUAUAACAAGCACAACAUUAACUGAAGAUAAUAUAUCGGUUCUGGGGAACAUGUGCUGCACUCUUGAUGGGUCCUACAUCAUGAACUCGCACUCAUCCAUUCUGGAAAAACUCAAGCACUGCUCAGACCUUACCAGUGUUCAGGCGGCUGCGACUGAAACCCUUCUACUGGGUGGGACAACAACAUACGGAGCACCAUCAACAUGGAGUGAACAAACUUUGGACGACCUGGGGAUUUUGCCGCUCUACUUGACUGAAACCUUCUAUGCUGAAUUUAAUAAGAAAACAAAGCGGAAGUUCUUGAAGUUCUUCCUGAAAUUUCUGAGGCGCAAUGGAGUGGGCAGGAGAAAGAGGAGGCAGCUGAAGAGAGCAAUUAGAAGGUCCUUAACCAAACGCUCUCGGCGCUCUGUAGCGAAUGAAUGCACUGUGGGAAUGAUCACCCAGGUGGUUAUCAGUGAUGACACCUUCCCCUUCGACUAUGACGAUGUAACUCAGUUCAACUGCUGCCUGAGUGCCACGAUUGUUAAAGACAACUUGGCUGCCAUCACUGACAAAGUGGACCAGGAGGAAUACCUCACUAUUGUUCUCAUGAAGCUGCGAGAGGCUUACUCAAGCCACUCCUCCAUCUCAGAGGAAAAGGUGCAGGUUCUGGGUCCAGCAUCCCGUGUGGCCACUAAUGAUGACAUCAACAUGUGGAAUAUCACUAAGAUUGACACACUGUGUGCUUUGAUGGACUCCUCUGAUGGGGAGUGGGACCCAGACAUGGCCAAGGCCAUCAUCUCUAAGUAUCUGAGUAAGGCGGGCAACAGCCUGGGAAGUGCAGAGCUCAACUGCAUUGGGGGAGCCAAUCUGUGCUCCUUAGACACCAGUGUCCUGAGUGCCAUUACCUCAGAUGCCCUCAGUAAGGCUGAUGCCCUGACCGUGUCCAACUGCACACUGGAGAAGAAGAAGGUACUGUUCCCCAUUGCCAAAGUAGCCUUCUCUGGAACAACCCGCUCAACCAUUGAUGGUACUACCUACCAGCUUAUGGAGAAUUACCUGGGUGGUGCAGAUAGCGAAUACAUUAAAAGUUUGUCUGGCUCCAACGUGAGCAUGGACAUGGCUACCUUCACCAGUCUGGAUGAAAACGUAAUACAGUCCCUGUCAGUGAAUGAGGUCCGUGGUCUUCUGGGCUCCAACCUAGCAGAGCUGAAAUCCUAUGAAAAUGAAACUGUGGUGCAGAACUGGAUCACAGCCCAGCGUCAGUCAGAGCUUGAUAAACUCAAUGUGGGGCUGUCGGGUGGCAAGGCUGACCCUACAACCACGCCCGGAGGUACCACCACUUCAUCUUCAGGCUCAGGAGGGGGUAGCGUCACCACCGCUUCAUCUUCAGGCUCAGGAGGGGGUAGCGUCACCACCGCCUCAUCUUCAGGUGGAUCAGCUACCUCUGCCACCACCACAGGUGAUGGUGGUGCACGCAUCAGAGCAGACACUGGCCUCUCCUUCCUGCUUCUCCUCGUUGUCUUCAUCACUUCACAGCACAUCCUACAGUAAUAGACAGGACUCGACUUUAUGGGACUAUUGCAAUUCAAAAUUCGGUGUUAAACAGAGAAAUAUGUUUUAAAACUAAACUGAAAAAAUAUUUAAAUGUCCUGUGCUACAUGCUAUAUUGUGCUGCUUCCAAUAUAGAAGAUAUCUCAUAUGCAGUUAUACAAAUGCCUGUAAAUAUCAUAUGAUUAAUGA